UUUAUCUACCUAUUAUCUGUCACAUAGAGCUGUUUCUCUUCAUAGUUUCUCUAUAUAAGAGUACAUCAGAAAAUCUUGUGAAGAGUGAGAAAUGAGAUGGGGAAAUACAAGUUCAAAAUUUCAGAUAUGAUCUCAAAUGCAUUCUUUCACAAGCUCAAAGACAUGACUAAGCAGUCUAAACCCAAAAGCAAACCUAUUUCUCCUUCUCCUUCCUCAAACACUUAUAACAAGAAAAACCCUUCCUCUUAUACUCUUCCUCAUCAGUCUCCAACCUCUCAUUUUUCCAUCAGCUUAGUAGCUAACAGUCCUCACCAUAACUCACCAAGAAACUCUCUUCACAGAAAAAGACUGAGUGAAAUAAAGACACUUUACAAGCCAUCUCUUAAACCAGUCACUCCUUUUACAGCUGAUGGUGUUAACAAGAGCAAGGUCAACGGUCAAGAUUCAUCUCACUACGCGUUGCCAGCUCUUGAAAGGUCCUCAGAGUCUUUUGUGUAUAGUUCCAGCUUCAAGAUCGACACAAAGAACAAAGCUUUCACCAAGUACAAGGUCAAAGAGUCUGAUUCCAUAGAGAAAGCUUGUCCUGCAAGUAACCUAACCAAGAAACCGCUUAAAAGCCAUCUUUCUGUGAAGAUUAAUAAAGAGAAACAACAAGAAGAUGAACCAUGCAGAGUAGAGAAGAAAUACCAAAAGCAAGUUUCUAGUGGAAGAAAGUCUUCUGCAGGGAUAAACCUCAGAAGAGUAAACUCACCUAGAAUUCAACUCUCAGGUACGCGUAGAAGCACGUCGAGGUCAGAGAGCAGACAACUUGUUCUUGAGAGUUAUGCGGUGAUGAAGCGUUCGGUUGAUCCAAAGAAAGAUUUCAGAGAAUCAAUGGUGGAGAUGAUAGAAGAGAACAACAUCAAAGCUUCAAAAGACUUGGAGGAUCUUCUUGCUUGUUACCUUUCCUUGAAUGCAAAGGAGUAUCAUGAUCUUAUCAUCCAGGUUUUCGAGCAAAUAUGGCGUCAACUUACAAAAGCCAAGUAAAAAAAAACACUCUUAGUGUAAGGUUAACAUUCGUAUUAGCAUCAUUGUGCCUUGUGAAAUCCCAGUUUUUAUGUAUUUAAUUUGUUUUCUUUUUUUUUUUCUCUUUUCAUCAAGGGAACCAAAUAAUUGUAGUAGAUAUCUGUUGUGAACAGCUAUCGUUAGGUUGGAAGAAGAAUAGAAAAGAAAACGUAUUGAGUCAAAUAUCCGUUUAG
This is a messenger RNA of Raphanus sativus (radish), 1238 nucleotides long. RefSeq names its product transcription repressor OFP2-like. Gene Ontology annotation, molecular function: DNA binding. NCBI's taxonomy places the organism in Eukaryota, Viridiplantae, Streptophyta, Magnoliopsida, Brassicales, Brassicaceae. Gene Ontology annotation, biological process: negative regulation of DNA-templated transcription. Bases 97 to 1026 code for a protein of 309 amino acids. The transcript has a single exon. The record is from RefSeq and is a predicted model, not a curated record.